This is a messenger RNA of Pristis pectinata (smalltooth sawfish), 3927 nucleotides long. RefSeq names its product centrosomal protein 89 (gene cep89). Lineage: Eukaryota; Metazoa; Chordata; Chondrichthyes; Rhinopristiformes; Pristidae. The transcript is spliced from 20 exons. The coding region runs from base 89 to 2866 and encodes 925 amino acids. Gene Ontology annotation, cellular component: ciliary transition fiber; centriole. Gene Ontology annotation, biological process: mitochondrion organization; cilium assembly; chemical synaptic transmission. The record is from RefSeq and is a predicted model, not a curated record.
GUUCCCGGGAAGGUAUUUCCUGUGGAAGUUUUGUUGGCUGUUGUUUAAACGUGUCGCUAGGAUAGUUUGAUUUUCAACUGCAGUCGAAAUGCCAUUUACAUUUAGAAGAAAGGAUAACAUGCCAUUUAAACGCAUAGCUCAUGGCUUGGUUCCUGCAGCCACCAUUGCUCCAAGAGCUGCUGUUCCCCGCACACCGCCACCUCGUAGUCCCAAUUCUUCUCCCGAGAGACCAAGGUCAGCACUUGCAGCUGUGAUUUUAACCUCGUGUUUGACCGGUCGUACUGUUGCCAUUCCUCAACCACAUCUGGCGCUGCCCCGUCAAAGGUCCUAUUCUGAAAGUGAUGGCACAUGUUCAGAACAUAGAAGCUUUCUUGAACCUUAUGCCAGUAUAAAUGACCUUGGAUUUAGGAAUGAAUGGCAAAGCCCUGUAAGGGGUAGACCUCCAUUACCAUUGCCUUCCAAUUCUGAUGAAGAAUAUCAUGAUGAAGAAGAGGAAGAAGAAGGUGGUCUGGAUUUGGAACAGCUGUCAAAUAAAUCAGAUCAACCACAUUACUAUGUUCUAGAGAAAGAAGGAGAGCUACAGAAAAAGGAACUGAUAUAUGCUGUUCCGUGCAAAGAGAAACAGGAUGAAAUCCCAAUAUCGAUGAGCAGUGAAAUGACUGAUGUUUCUUCCUAUGAAGCAACAUCCAUCACUCGGAUACAUGAAUCAAAACCUGGACAAGAACAUUCACCAGCACGUGCACCUAAGGUAAGAAAGACGAAGAAAGAAGAACAUUGUCCAUAUUUAUUUUCUGAGAAGGAAGCAAUGGAACAACAAAUAAUUGAAAAGCAACACGUGGUUUCAGAGUUCAGCCUCAUCAUGGGUUCGAAGAGCAGCCUCAGUGUUGAAAAUCCCAGAACAUCAUCUCAAAAUAAGAAAAAAACAAAGAUAAAGAAUGUUUCAGAGGUGACCAAAUCAGAUUUAACAGCUGAGGCUAGCGGAGAGCUUAUGGAUGUCCGAAAGAAGCUGUUUGAAGAGCUGAAAGAAAGAAACCAAAUAUUGGUUUCUGAAAAUCAGGUUAUUGCCCAACAGGCUCACAACCUGAUGCAACAGCUGCAGAAGAUGCAGCUUAAAGUGGAGCAACUGGAAAAAGAAAAUCAAAAGCAACAGGAAACUGGGAAUGGCCAACCAAGUGAAGAUGAAAAACCAGAACUGGUUUCACUCAGGCAACAAGCUCAGGAGUUAGUGGAUGAAAAUGAUGCUUUGAAAAUGACAAUACAUCGCUUAAGUAUAGAGCUAAGCCAUUAUCAAACUAAAUACAGAUCUGUGGAUAAAGAGGGAUCACAUCAUACUGGCCUUCCACCAUCAGGACCACCUCCACCUUGGCUUGUGGAUAUGAAGUAUUUGUCACCCCUUAUGUUGGCCUAUGAAGACCGACUACGGGAAAAGGAUGCUAUGUUGCAAGCACAUGAGAAGGAGAUGAAGAAUUUCAGAGCCCGAGUUGAAGAAGUGGUGAAGGAGAACAAACAGCUUCAUCAGCAAUGUGAGAGAAAUGGUUUUGUGAGCAACACUGAAUGGCAUCAAUUGCAGGAUCAGGCAAAGUUGGUUUUGGAGGAAAACCAAAUCUUAAUGGAACAGCUGGAGGUGCAGCAAGCCAAAGGAAAAGACAGUCACAAUAGACACUUACAGGAAGUGUCAAGAUUGACUAAACAAAUAAUACUGCUGGAAGCAGAGAAACAAAGCCAACAAAAGGAGCUGCAAGAGACUCAUCAGCAGUUAAAUGACCUUUCCUCAAAGUAUGAUCAAGUUAAAGCAAGUCUCCAUGACAAAAUGGGGAUGGAUGAGCAUACCACAGCAUUGAAUGGUCUCAAAAGAAAACUGCAGUUGGAGCAAGAGAAACACCAUGUCGAAGUGGAAGAAUUGAUGGGAAGAAUCGCAUCCCUACAAGCUGAGAAAAAGGGCCUGCUCGUUGAAAGGACAGAAUUAAUUGCUGACAAUAAAACGUUAGAAGCAGAACUACAUAUAGCACAGAAGUCAAAUAGGAUAGCACAGAAGAAGAUUGGUCUUCUAAAACAGCAGAUGGAAGAAGCUAUGGAGAAAGAGGUGGCAGCUCACCAAUAUCUGGCAAACUUGAUUAGUCUUGCUGAAAAAGCAGCUCAUGAGCGUGAUCAGCUUGUACAUGUGACCAAAAGCUUAACAAGUGAGAAGAAUGGAGUUUUAAGCAAAAUACUGGCAGACAAUGCACGUUUGGGCAAGUUGGAGGAGCAAGUAAAGGUAUAUAAAACAAAAGCUGCAGUGAAGCUAGGAGACAUUAACAACCGUAUGAAGGAACAGGAAGAGGAUUUUGCCAGAAGGACUGCUCAGUACCAGCGGGAAAUACGACAUCUCCAGCAGCUACUGAAGGACAAGCAGGAAAGCCUUGAUGGACUGCUUGAACAGAAAAGGCAAGUAGAGUCUGAGCUUGAGACCGUAUGGGAAUCAACUACAAGGGAGAAUCAGCGGAUAAAAGAUCUUUUGCGUAGCACUUUACACGGUACUAAUCCCUGGAAUACAGUCAACUUUGAUCGAUUUGAUAUAGAGGAAAACCCUUGCAGGUAUUUAGGCAGUCAAUCAGACUUAAAAGCAUUAAGCUACUGUGAUAUAAUGGUCUCCUCUGCCAGAAGAGUAGAAGAUAGAAGGGCACAUGAGAAUAACUUGCAGCCAAAUAACAAGAAAAGUUUGCCUGUUCAUUUGCCUGAAAGUGGAGAUUGUGUAAUCACUCAACAAAGAAAGCAAAAGCCCAGGGAAGAAAAUGUCAAGAGCCCAAUGUUUGACUCUGAUUCUGAUCAUCUACAAAUUGGCUCUUCUGAUGAAAGUGACAAAAAUGAGCAUGAUUUCUAUUCUUAAUGUGAUUAUCAUCAACAUUUUCAUAUUUGUUUUCUGUUUUCUUCUUAUCAACUUAGUAUAAUAGAAAUAUUUUGUGUAUUGUGAAAUGUUUUACUGGUUGAUUUAUGUAAAGGUCUUUUUUAAACUUGUCUUUUAAAGACUUUUCACUGUUUGCAUUAUAGCAGUAUCCAUCAUUGAAUACAUUUUGGCACCUCUAGGUUAUCCAGAUAUUAAUUUGGUUUAUUGAAUAUCCACACCUCAUCGGAGACUUAAUUGAACCAAUUUUAUACUCUUAUUUCCUAGUCACAGAAUCAAAAUAAAAUAUACAAUUUAGAUUUUAAAUAAAUGGUAAUCAUUAUAUAAAUUAGUUGUAAUGAAUCCUGUUCAAAUGGUAUUUUGCAAUGACAUUUGUAUAUUGAUUUAAGUUGUAGGCAGUUAAGUGACGUUACAGAGAUUAUAUGACAUCAAGGCUUCAUACCUUUGGACUUGUUGUAUAAUAGUGUUAGAAGUAUUUUGCAUUUUGUGAAGCAAAUUUAUUAUCUUCUCUAUGGGCUAGUGGCAGAUGAGUCUGAUGGGAGCUGUCAGUGAAAUGCAGAAUUCAUCUCCAAACACUUAACAUGACUAAUGCCUUUCGGUACUAAUCAAGCAGGAAAAUGUAUAUUUGUGCAUUUGUGUGAGUUCAUAAUAAAAUUAACAUGUUGGCAUUUGUUACUUUUAUAUAAAUUCUUAACAAUGGACACUGAAUUUGCCAAUAUAUGAAUAUUUUAUGUAAAUGGACCAUCAAAUUGAUGGCAUAUUGGUAAUGGAAAACCAAGAUUAAAAAUCAGAUUAUAAAGUUUAGUAAUUUUGGUCUUUGCAUUUAAAAAAAAAGUCGUGAAAAUCACCAAGCAUUAUUUUGUGGUAAAAUAAUCCUCUAGUUUGCAAAAUAGUUAUGCAAACUUAUACUUUGUUCUGUAUGUUGCAUUAUUUCUAUAAUCCCUUGUAUUUAUACCAUUUUUGGGGUAUUUUUGUGACAAUUGCUUCUAUUUCGGGUUUAUGUUUUAUAUAUGAAUCAAAAUAAACAAUCAAAUUGAUUUCAAAUU